Echinococcus granulosus is the source of this 2697-nucleotide messenger RNA. Its product is annotated as Ski oncogene. Gene Ontology annotation, molecular function: SMAD binding; RNA polymerase II cis-regulatory region sequence-specific DNA binding; DNA-binding transcription factor activity, RNA polymerase II-specific. Lineage: Eukaryota; Metazoa; Platyhelminthes; Cestoda; Cyclophyllidea; Taeniidae. Gene Ontology annotation, biological process: negative regulation of BMP signaling pathway. Gene Ontology annotation, cellular component: nucleus. The transcript is spliced from 5 exons. The record is from RefSeq and is a predicted model, not a curated record. The coding region runs from base 1 to 2697 and encodes 898 amino acids.
AUGACACAGGCAGCUUCGUUUUCGGACAAGACUAACCCAAUGAACCCUCUUAUACCUCGUAAUCUCUGCCGGCAAAUGGAUGGGGUAACUAACGGGGCUCCUCUCCCCAAUCCACUCACAGCUGUUAGUUUUCUCCCCGAUUCUGUGCGACUUCCCGCGGAAAUUGAGGCCUCCUAUCUCAACCUCCUUGCUAUGAAUUCUCACAUUCUCUCGCCUUUUGCAAGACAACUUCUGCUAGGAAAUCGAAACAUUUCCAAUCUCAAUACGAAAAGACCUCUCGUUCCACCCCCACCACCUCAAACAAUCACCAAUUUUCCCAGUCAAGCAUCUAGCUCUACGAUUCCUUCCUCUACUUCUGUUUCCUCCUCCUGCUCCUCAUUCUCCCUACCGAGACCCCACGAAAUAGAAGAGACAGGUGAACUGGUCUACAGUAUCGUUGAAGGCGAAAAAGUGAUGGGUUUCAACGUCUGGGGUGAAGUUCGUCUCUGUCUGCCGCAUUUGCUACGGUUUGUUCUCAACGAUGUAGAUAUCGACGAGAUCGGACAGGCCAUUUCAAAACUGCGCAUUGCCUGCACUAAAUGCUCCCCCCGCCAACUAGCCAUGCUGCAUGGAUGCAACGCUCUACCGAGUGAGGUUACUUCAUGUGGGCUGAUUCGGAAGAGCGACGCCGAGCGGAUGCUAAAGUUUCUGCGAUCUUCGCGUCGAAGACCUACUCUAGCUGACGCCUGCCCAAAUAUCGAUACAGCUAAUGGAAGGGCCUUUAUUUCGGAGCAGACCAACAGUGGCAAAUCGACUGAGGAGAGAGACGCAACUCUCGGGAGCUUCAUCGACGUGCGACACGACUGCUUUGGGACGCAGAGAGGCCGAGUUUAUCCACACCUCUACAACUCCGUCACCUCGCCGUGCAUAGUCUGUCGAACGUGCAAUAAGCUCUUCUCACCGCAGGAUUUCGUCGGUCACACGCACUCCGUCAAUGAGUCGGAUGGUUGUUGCCACUGGGGUUUUGAUUCCACGAAUUGGCGAUCCUACCUUCAACUUGACAUCGACUCAGUUGGUCGACAGAAGAAGGUAAAACGUGAGAGUAGCGAGUCUGGGGAGGAGGAAAAUCCCGAUGUUCGCACCUACCGUGCUCUUAGGGAUUUCAAGGUCAAGUUUCUUAAGCCUCUGCAUUUACCGAACGAAAUCACAAAGAUUGUACCUGGACUGGAGGGACACAAGACUGAUGCAAAAAAGCAGCAGCUGCUCCAGGCUUCUUCAAAUGAGGCUCAGCCUCUUGACUGCUCUACGAACAAGCCUCCAAGCACGCCAUCUUCCUCUACUGCUCCCGAUGUCCUCCGACCUGCUCCGGAGGAUCAACAACAAGCUCCAGACGACACUCGACUAGAAAUCCGCCUGCGUCCUAAUCUCAAAAUCCGUCGACUUUGGGCACCGCAUCAGGGUCGUCUGCGCAUUCCCAAUCCCCCAAAACUCAUAUCCGAUUGUCCUCGAGGUCCAAAGCCUCGGAAUUUGUCCUCCGGCCCACCGGUUCUCCUAGAUCCCAGUUGCAUAGUAACCAAAGAUUCCGCUCAACUCUAUGGUCGUGAUUUCAUUCCAAACGUCUGUUUGAAACCUGUGACCACCCCGGCAUCGACAGGGCCGGGUGGACAAUCACAGCUGCACCUUUCGAGAAGCCUCCCCAGCGUUCCCUCCAACGAGGAUAUAGUCGCCUCAGCGGCAGAGAAGCGCCUCUCUGAAGCAGAUCUCUUUCCCGAUUUGAAAGCCCCUGGCGGUCAUCGGAGUAGGCCAAUCCUUCGCGGCUCGGGCAUUCCACUGUCCGCGGAUUUCAAUCUCUUUCAGCACUCCAACCAGGGACUUAAUUCUAUCGACAGCUCGCCCGCGAGAGCACGACACUCCAGUUCCGCACACGAUGCUGCGGUACUAGCCCUCUCGAACCCCCUCGAUUUGCAUAAACGGUGUGCCACGGAAGAGGUGCUCCGAUGUCCCUCGGUUGACUCUGCGCCCGCCCCGCCCUUCCACGGACAGCUGAGUCGAACCACCUCUGACCCAGAGAUCAAUAUCUCUGCCGUCCGAUCAGAGUCGGUUGAAAACAGACGUCCAACCACUACGGAAGAAUCCUCUCUCCACCAGUUACAGCACCAGUCCCAGAACUGGUUUUCAAACGACUCCUUGUCGAGCCAAACCACUCCUGAAAUGCUUAUCAAUCUGGCAACUGACGCCAAUCCCCGGAUCCCCAACAUUAUUGCCCACUGGACCAGCACACUGGAGCGUAUCAAUCAGUUCUGCAAUUCUAUUGUCCCCACCGACGAGUCGGCUAAACGUCGCUUCGACAUUGAGCGGCAGAAGUUGAUGGUGGAUCUAAAUAUUCUCCGUGAGAAGAACCUCCUUGACCUGUCCAUGGUCCUGAAGGAUAACAAGAGGCUCUGGAAGAAUUUCCGACAAUCUGCUUCCAUGGCGGUCACGGAGUAUCAACUGAACGAGCGGAAUCGACAAUUUUGGCCACCCUCAAACAUCGGCUAUCGAUCAGCCACUCCAGAAAUGCUUCCCACGACAUUCCCCUCCGUGCGGACAAGCAGCCUAGCAACCGCUGCCAACGGAGCCGAGAGUCCACCACUUUCCUCCGGUGACUUCCUGCUGCCCUCCAAGCGCCAACGCCUAUUUCGACAUUCCUACUCAGCCAGCAGCAACCUCAAUCCCUGA